GGGGAUUACAUUUCUUUUUAUGCUAAGAUAUAUCCUUGUUUAUCGAUAUCUUUUUCCUAAGCCUGUUGAGGUCGAGGGAACCAAAGAUCGGAAAUUAAAAGGAGCCAAAUAUGUCCAAGAAUCAAUCGCAUUCAUCAGUCAGUCGCACCACUAUCCUUUACCUUCAAGAUGGAUGCGAUUCUGUCGUCCAAUUAUUAGACACUUACAUGUGGGACCGCCGCUUCCCGGGCCCACCAUGCGUGCACGCAAUUUAUCCACCGCAACCACAUCAGUCGACGGCACACCCUCGGACGCCGCCUCUGCACGACGGCACCUGUCUCCGGGCUCUAUAAGUGCAUGACGAGUGGCCCCCACAAACGUAGCGAACCCACCUACCAGUGAAAUAGGAGUGAGCCAAAACCUCAGCCCGGCGGCAGCCGGACCCAGUCCUAUCCGGCAACCGAUUCCAACCAAACCCCUCCCCAUCCAAUCCCGACCCCGAACCCAACCCAGGCAUGGCCGACGACCACCACCCCCUCGCCGCCGCGGCCUCCUCCUCCGCCGGCGACGACGACGAGGGUACGGACACCGACGCGUCCAACUCCGACCUCGCCAACCACCGGGACCCUCCGCCCCUCACCGACGCGACCUCGGCCCCGCCUACCCCUCCCGCCGCCGCCGCCUCCGCCCCCGAGCCCACCGGCGCGGUUCCGCCGCCGCCGCCGCCUCAGCCGCAGAGCGCGGGCGCCGCAGAGGACUCUCGGCGGCUGUUCCAGCGGCUGUGGACGGACGAGGAGGAGCUCCUCAUCCUGCGCGGCUUCCUGGACUUCACGGCGCGCCGGGGCACCACGUUCGCGUCGCACCAGUACGACACGGGCCCCUUCUACGAGGAGAUCCGCCGCCGCCUCUCCUUCGACUUCACCAAGAGCCAGCUCAUCGAGAAGCUGCGCCGCCUCAAGAAGAAGUACCGCGUCUGCGCGGCGCGUGUGGCGGCGCAGGGCGCCGCGUUCGCGUUCCGGAGCGCGCACGAGGGCGCCAUCUACGACGUCGCGCGCCACAUCUGGCGCCCCGCGUUCAAGCGCGGGGAAGGCGCCGCCGCGGGCGACGCCUCCGACGAGGACGACAUCAACCCCGCCGCGGCAGCCGCGGCGGCGGCAUUGCCUAAUGCGACGGAGGAUGGCGGUGGCGGGAGCGCGUCCGCGCCCACGCCGAGGGGCAGGGGAGGCCGGCGCGUGCGGAGGAGGACGGCGCAGGAGCUGGAGGCGCCCGCAUUGCCUGCCACGUCCGCGCUGGUGUUAAACGACGUGGUUCAGGAGCCGCUUGCUGUCCCUGUCGAGAAUUUAACGCCGGCAUUUGCACCGCCGAAUCCGGUGCAAGCACCAAUUGUCUCACCAAUGGCGGCGACACCUUCGCCCAUGACAGCUACUGCCGGUGGCGCUGCUGAAGAGGUUGUCCGGACCAUCCUCUCGCCAUUGCUGAGGGAGUUCAUCAGCUCUGUCGCUGUUGCUGGCCAGGCUGGACUCGGAUUGGGGUUGGGCAUGGGAUUUGGCGGCAUUGGUGGCUUCGACAUUCUUGGUCUUGGUUUUGGGGCUGCCGGCCCGAACCCUGCAAUGCCCGGUGAUGAGAAAUGGAGGCAGCAGCAGAUUCUGGAGCUUGAGGUUUAUCUGAAGAGGAUUGAGCUUGUCCGGGAGCAGGUGACCGCUGCUCUACAAGAGCUCAGGUCAUCAGAAGGUUGAUUGGCUAUCUUCUGUUCUCCAUAGUUGUUCUUGCCAGAGCCUCGUAGAUUACCUUAUUUUCUCAGGAACAGAGAGUGUUUAUCGAAGAUACAGAAUUGCACGUUAUAUAAAAAUAUUCUAAUUGUACUUAAUUUUAAGUUAGGUGCUUGUAGUCGUCAUAAGAUUAGAGGCACGAAACAUUGAUUUGUAGAUGGAACGAUGAUGAAUUAUUUACCUGCUACCCACAUCAUUGUCAGACAUGUUUACUCCCACACUUGAUAGAAUGUAGUGAAUAGUUUCCAUGAUAAGUUGCUAAUCUCGUUAUCUUUGAAUUGGGAAGUUUGUGUUCCUUUUUAUCAUUUUCAUAUUGUGUAGUCCUGAUAAGUUGGUACUGUCACAAUGGUACACUAUUGAGCGAGCAGUUAGCAUAA
Molecule: messenger RNA, 2125 nt
Organism: Setaria italica (foxtail millet)
Lineage: Eukaryota; Viridiplantae; Streptophyta; Magnoliopsida; Poales; Poaceae
Product: probable transcription factor At3g04930
Exons: 1
Coding region: 495-1715 (406 amino acids)
Biological process (GO): regulation of DNA-templated transcription
Cellular component (GO): nucleus
Source: RefSeq, a predicted model, not a curated record